Molecule: messenger RNA, 3157 nt
Organism: Phyllostomus hastatus (greater spear-nosed bat)
Lineage: Eukaryota; Metazoa; Chordata; Mammalia; Chiroptera; Phyllostomidae
Gene: ZNF329
Product: zinc finger protein 329
Exons: 4
Coding region: 321-1940 (539 amino acids)
Biological process (GO): regulation of transcription by RNA polymerase II
Molecular function (GO): DNA-binding transcription factor activity; RNA polymerase II cis-regulatory region sequence-specific DNA binding
Source: RefSeq, a predicted model, not a curated record
GAGAUGGCAGGAACCAUGCAGACGGCCUUGUAUAGCUGAGGUCUGGCAGCCCUCAAUUUUUAACAUCCGGACUCUGGGCCUAAGUGGAUUUCUUUGCAGGCUCCUGGAGACUGGGGAUAAAGCCCUUCAGAGAUGAAAUGGACAUUUCCUUUGCUCCUGAAGGACAUUUCCUUUGUUCCCUUCGAUGCCCCUAAGACCUUCAUGAUCACAUCUUUGAUAGAGGAACAUUGAUGUGAGAGAGAAACAUUGCUUGGUUGCCUCCUGUACAUACCUGGACCAGGGAUCUGACUUGCAACCUAGCAUGGGGCACGAGAGUGAAAAUGACAGCUCAGAAUAUUCCUGAGGAAGAACUACCCUGUGUUGUGGAAAUGGAAGGGUUUACAAGAGAGGGCCUCCAUUUCUCCAUUCUAGGUGACAGUUGGGACUAUAAGAACUGGGAGGGACACCUGAGGCAGUCAGCUUUAAGUCAGGAAAAGUCAGGGGCUCAGGAAGCAAUUUGUGAGUAUCCUGGACUUGGGAGGCCUUUGAAUGCAAGCUCAGACCUUUUACCCUCUCAGAGGAUCCCUACAUCAAACAGUUUCCAUAUACAUGACUCAGAGGUUAGAAGUUUGGAUUGUGACUCAGCUUUACCCAGUUCUCAGAAAAGUUUUGUAGCUAAGAGAACUGGUGACACUGAUGCCUGUGGAAAAGCCUCCUGCCGUUCCAUGGACGUUAUUCAACAACUUAGAAGAAAUCAAAUGAGAGAAAAACCCUAUAAAUACCCUGAAAGUGUUGAAUCUUUCAACAAUUUCAUUCCUCUUGGUGAACAAAAAAUAACAAAAAGAGGGGAGAAACUGUAUGAAGGCAAGGACUUUGGGGACAUCUUUACCUUAAGUCCAUCUCUUAAUGUAAACAGGAGGAGUCUCCCUGGAGAGAAGCUGUACAAAUGUACUGAAUGUGGCAAAUGCUUCAAACGGAACUCUUCUCUCGUUUUGCAUCACCGAACUCACACUGGAGAGAAACCUUAUACCUGUAACGAGUGUGGAAAGUCCUUCUCCAAGAAUUACAACCUGAGUGUGCAUCAAAGAAUCCACACAGGAGAGAAGCCCUACAAAUGCAGUAAGUGUGGGAAAGCCUUCAGUGAUGGGUCAGCUCUGACACAACACCAGAGAAUUCACACUGGGGAGAAACCUUAUGAAUGUCUAGAAUGUGGAAAAACAUUCAACCGAAACUCAUCUCUGAUUUUGCAUCAAAGAACUCAUACAGGGGAAAAACCAUACAGAUGUAACGAAUGUGGGAAGCCUUUCACGGACAUCUCCCACCUCACCGUGCAUCUCAGAAUCCACACUGGGGAGAAGCCCUAUGAAUGUAGCAAGUGUGGAAAGGCUUUCCGGGAUGGCUCAUACCUCACCCAGCAUGAGAGGACUCACACUGGAGAGAAGCCCUUUGAAUGUGUGGAGUGUGGAAAAUCCUUCAACCGUAACUCCCACCUCAUUGUGCAUCAGAAAAUCCAUUCUGGGGAGAAGCCCUAUGAGUGUAAAGAGUGUGGGAAGACUUUCAUUGAGAGCGCAUACCUCAUCAGGCACCAGAGAAUUCACACUGGUGAGAAGCCAUAUGGCUGUGACCAGUGUCAGAAACUUUUCAGGAACAUUGCUGGCCUCAUCCGGCACCAGAGGACUCAUACUGGUGAGAAGCCCUAUGAGUGUAGUCGGUGUGGAAAAGCCUUCAGGGACAGCUCCUGUCUGACCAAGCACCAGAGAAUUCAUACCAAGGAGACCCCGUACCAGUGUCCAGAGUGUGGGAAGUCCUUUAAGCAGAACUCCCACCUUGCAGUACAUCAGAGACUCCACAGCAGGGAGGAUCCCAGCCAGUGUCCUCAAUGUGGGAAAACAUUCAGAAGGAGCUCAGCCCUGGUCCGACAUCAGAGAACACACGCUGGAGAGCAUACCAUGGAUACAUAAUGAAUGUGGGCACACUCGUUUCCUGAGUCCUCUUGAAAAUCUGUGUGAAGGAGGGGUGUCUUUGGGAAGGCUCUUCCCUCAAUAUAAAAAAAAAUUUUUUUUAAAGGAAAAAAGUCACUUGCAUUGUCACGCCUGUGAUAAUCAUCAUUCAGCAACAUUCUGGUGACCAUCCUUCUUCCACCUCUAUGUGUACAUAAUUUUGCAUGGAUGGAAUCACAUUACACACAUGGUUUUUUAAAUACAGAAACUUAUUUUUAAAUGUUUCUCUGCCUUAUCCAGUGAAUUGAAUGUGAGACAGUCCUUAGCCAUACCAUUAAGUCACUAAAUUCCUGGAGGGAAUACAGAACGGUAAUCAAUGUGGAAAAGGCUUCAGGGAUGAUCGGCCUAUACCAAACAUGAUAGCACAUACACUGGAAUAAAACCUGUGGGUGUCAGGAAGAUGCUUCUCUGGAGAUAGCCAGCUGCUCCUGCGUCAGUGUGCGUAAACUGGAAAGAACCUGUGAAUGUGUUCUGUAGCCAAUCGGGGCUGGGAAUCCUUUAAUUGGGAGUGUCUACCAUAUUGUACAUAUGCAAACUCUUAGCAGAAUUGAAUGCAAUCAGAGCAGCUUUUGGCAGGAGGUCUUAAUUACUUGUCUGUAUUAGCAAAGAUACGCUGGUGAGAGCCUCCCACCAUGCUCCCCACCACAGCAAGCACAGAAUUAGAGUAGAUUGCUAUUUGGUUGUAUUUCAGUGUUAUAGUCCUGCCAGGUGCGGAGGACUCAUUUCAGAAGAGACACUUGGAUGAGCAUGUUGUGACUGUGCAGUGAUAUCCCUCUUAAGAAAAGACUGAAGUGGUCUUGUACAAGGAUGGAACGGGCUGCUGUAGAAAUGUGAUACACUGCUUUAGUUGUUGAAACAAAAUGACUGAGUUAUGUUUACUUUUCUCCCCUGUUCACUUAGGACACCUCUGGUUUGUUCUGUGCUGAACCAUAAUUCUAAAGGUUUUGUAUCCAUAUUGAAAUGUUAUAACAUGGCAGGCAACAAAAAAAGUGGCAUAAAGGAGAUUUGCUGUUAUGACAGCCGUGUGAAGGUAUAUUUACAUGUGGUUGUAGAGUGGACGAUAAUGGAGUAAUAAAUGUGGUUUUCUUAAGGAACUGCAAUUGUGUAUGAUUUUUUCUCUUUUACACACACAUUGUUACUAUAAUAACUUGAUAAGAAAUAAAAAGGUGAAGCCAAAA